AUGCCUGAGGUUGAUCAGUCUCAGAUUAAUCAUGGUUUGAUGAUUCUCGACACUGACGAUCUACAGACUCAGCUGCAGCAAUGUUGUCAGCAUCAGAAUCUGAACUGUGUCCCAUGCCACAAGUGUCGAUCACAAAACUGUCCUGAUCAAAUAUUUAAAGGAGAGCCAGGGUUACCAGGCCGAAUGGGCCUUAUUGGAAAGAAGGGUGAUCCUGGAGAGAUUGGCAUGCCUGGGACACCAGGAAUCCCUGGGAAGGAAGGCCUCAUUGGUCCAAAGGGUGACAGAGGAUUUGACGGCGGAAAAGGAUCCAGAGGAGAUCAGGGAGAAAAGGGGGAAAGGGGUACUCCAGGAAUUAUAGGAUCCCCAGGACCUGUAGGGAAUGAUGGACCCCCUGGUCCUCCUGGUCCACCUGGCAACAUUGGCCCCAAAGGCCCAGAAGGAAUUCAAGGGCAGAAAGGGUGGACAUAA
This is a messenger RNA of Thamnophis elegans (Western terrestrial garter snake), 468 nucleotides long. RefSeq names its product cuticle collagen 1-like. Bases 1 to 468 code for a protein of 155 amino acids. The record is from RefSeq and is a predicted model, not a curated record. Lineage: Eukaryota; Metazoa; Chordata; Lepidosauria; Squamata; Natricidae. The transcript has 6 exons.